This is a messenger RNA of Chinchilla lanigera (long-tailed chinchilla), 3828 nucleotides long. It is a transcript of the gene Dtwd2, whose product is annotated as DTW domain containing 2. The record is from RefSeq and is a predicted model, not a curated record. Lineage: Eukaryota; Metazoa; Chordata; Mammalia; Rodentia; Chinchillidae.
GUCGAUUUACAAAUUCAGUUUUAUUAUGACUGAAAAAUCUAACAGUGAAAAAACCCCCGCUUUCUUCAGAAAAUAUAAUAUUGCUAUACUACUGUUAGUGGUAAGUCUAUUUUUUAAUCCUUUACAGGUAGGGAAUCAAGAUACUCGGGGGUUGCAAAACAGUUAUCAUGACAGAUAAAAACCAGUUUGUUUACACUGGUAGAAUGGAUAGUCAGAAACAGGAGAACUUGGAGCUCCAGGGGCAGAAUUGGUCAGCGUGCCACACUUAUACAGAAACAGGAAAACCGAAUGAGCCACUCUUUUUUCUUCAUUCAGGUGUGGGCACCACAUGGCUCAGGUGAUUACCCUUGUUUCAGCUUAGGAGACUGAUACCCCAGGCGGGAGAUCAUUAGUUCCGACACCUGCGAGACCAGAGAGAGCGGGGAAUGGAGGCACCUGGAGUCAGAAGUGUCUGACCCUUUAAAUACUGGGAGCCUAAGUUGUGUUAGGGCUCCCUCUUGCUUUUGCCUGUUCCUGCUACUGUCCUAAGAUCUUCAAUAAAUGUAGCUUCCCUACUACUACGAGGUGUGCGCUUGGCAAUUCUUUCCUGGCCAAGGACCUAGACUGGUAUUUUUGGCCCAUUUAACUGUAAGAGAAGUAACAAAGUUUUCAUAAUAAAUGACACUAGCACUCACUUUGGGAAAGAAGUACUUCUGCCUUUAUUGCAAAGGAAAACUUAAUUUUGGCUAUUAAAAAUCUGAUAUACAGGGCUACACUGUCGUUAUCCAAUAUCUGUAAAAACUUGGGCAAGUAAUUAACUUUUCUAGUGCCUGUUUUCUCAGACACAAAAACUACUUGUAUCUCGGGUUGGCCCUCCUGUUGCCUCUUGUUCUCAGGGCCUCAGACGAAUUAUAAAACUCCACUUUAUACAUAUUUUGUGUCUAAUUUAAAAGUAUGUUAGACUCUUAAGAAGAAAUAGCCAAGUACAAGGCACAGGACAGUUUCCUGCCCUCCCAGGUCAAGAAACUCUCGUUUUCUGUGGGUACAAUCUCCCGUUCGCUAUGAAGGACCUCGGCUACUCCAACUUAUGUGCAUGCACCGCCCCAAAGAAUCCCCCAAAUUCUUAAGCCGCCAUCAUAAGGCAGGAAAUGCACAAUUCCAUUGUAUCUUUACUUUUGAAGGGUUUAAGUGAAGGGAAUUACAUUCAGGUGCUUUCCGAGAAGCCUCCACUACUGAGCCCAACGACUUCACCUACUUUCACCUCCAACACCACCCAGCUACGCGCUCCUUCCGGGCUCCAGGUGAGAAGACCGACGGGACAUCAACCAAUGGGCUAGCUCCUUCUCCACGGCAGGGCGGGACUUCAGCCCAGCGUCGGAGGCCCGCCUCUAUACGUGCUGUGCGUGCGUGCGUGCGUAGCACCGUGCGGCGAAGGCCGUUUCUCCAGCGCGUGGCGCCCUCCGGCGGCCGCGAGUCCUCAAUGCGACGGCCCGACCUGAGCGCCCGCCAUGGAGCCGCGGAGAGAGGCGCGAACCCCUCGGGACACGGUUGCGCGCCCGCCCGGGGUCUCGACGACGUCGGUGAGGGGCGUGGAGGAGCGGCGGGAGGGCGGUGCCUCGCCGGCAGCGCCAGCUUCGGACCCGGAGGCGGACUGCGCGAGCGCGGACGGGCUGUGGGUGCUGCCCGUGGAGCCCAUCUGCAGCCGGCCUCAGAAAGUGUGUUUGUGUCCAUUUCUACCAGCACACCCUUUGCACAUCUCUACCCACUUGUAUAUAAUUCAGCAUCCAGCAGAGGAAAACAAAGUAUUGCGGACUGUUCCUCUGUUAGAAGCAUGCCUCCCCCAGGACAAGUGUAAAGUAAAGAUUGGUCGUCGCUUCAGCGAAGAAAGAGAUACUGAACUUUCAACUGUCUGCCGGAAGUCUGGUACAUUAAUAUUCUAUCCAGGGGCCGAAGCUGCUAAUUUGGAAGAAUUUAUAUUAGAUUCUGCUGUUUAUCCUUCCACAAUCAUCAUCAUUGAUGGUACAUGGAGCCAGGCUAAGGACAUUUUCUAUAAAAAUCCCUUGUUCCGCCUUCCCAAACAGGUGCAGUUAAAAACUAACAUUUCCAGUCAGUAUGUAAUUCGGAUGCAACCGACUAAUAGGUGCCUUUCUACACUGGAGUGUGCAGCUGUUGCUCUUUCUAUUUUGGAGAAAAAUAAUUACAUACAGGAGACUUUGCUUCGUCCCCUUCAAGCUUUGUGCUCUUUCCAGCUUCAGCACGGUGCUCAGAUUCGCCUCAGCAAGGAACACCUUCUGAGAAACGGGUUAUACCCCAAGCCAAUGCCAAAGAACAGACGCAAGCUCAGGAAAAUAGAACUCCUUAUGAAUAGUGUUAAAAUUUAGUGCAGCUAUUCUUCUGGUGCUAAUUUAGCUGUUACAGCUGAAGAUGCCACGUUAAAUUUUCAUCAGGUUUAAGUUGUGGGCUUUUGACUUUCUAAAAAAGCAUGAGGAUUGCUACUAAUCUUGUUCAGAAGAAGGAAGAAAAGCAAAUAGCCAUAAAAACAAAACAAAACAAAACCUUCUCUGACUCAGUGAAAAGCAAGAUUUCAUACUGUAUUUAUUUUCAAAAAAUAUGCCUCUAAUACAUUUUUUUCUGAUCCAUAAUUUAAAAUAUAAUUAGUUGCUGAGCUAGGGUAAGGAGCCCUCAUAUAUAAAAUGGAAAGAGAUUGUGCCUGAUUGGAACAGUAUUGUUUCCAUUAAUGUGUGCGAAUAACUAGUUGUAGUCUAAUAAUAGUAUCCUGCAUCAAUUUGUAAUCUUGUACAUGAACUUUAUAGUUUGAAAUAAGUAGCAAAAGAAAAUAAUGGUAAUUAAGGGGUUUAGAUAGUUGUUUAUUUCAUAAAAUAGUGUAAAGUAAAAAAAUAAGUAUUCUUUGGGUAUUAAAUGAGCUCAAUAGUUUAUUUACAUUUUCUGUUAAUUGCCUGAAUAUUACAAAGAAGUGCAUGUUAUUUUAAAAUAGUAUACAUUUUUGUUUAAAAUCACUCUGGAUAAGUUCUGAUUUUUCAAUGUUAAUUGAACAGGUUUUGUGGUAAACUGAUUUUAUUGUAGUUUUCAUAUGGAAAUAGCUAUAGUAGACUAGAAUAUAAUGCAGUUGUUAUUUUGAGAACAUAUUUCUGUAACUAGAGCUACUUAAAUCUUUUUUAAUGGGCAAAGCCCUUCAACUUGAAAGAAAAAUUUCCCAUAUACGCACUGGGAAAUAUUUACUGGGAUUUUGUAUGGAAUAAGAGAAAUAUAUGUAAUGUAUAUUUACAUAUAAAAAUUAAACCUAUUAUAGUUAGGUACAUAUUUUAGCAAGAAGGAGAAAUUUGUUUUGGUCUUUGUGACUUCCAGAAUACCUUGCAUCUAGUGUUAAGCUGGAAGGAAAGGCUAACCGUGCAGCCUAAUGGUGAGCAUGAUACGUACUGCUUGUGAGAGAGGGGAGGCAGGGUAUGUGAACAUGUGUCAGUAGUGGGUUCUGACAAUUUUCAUGUCCAUUUAUUUGUUUUUUUUUUUUUAACCUAGAUUAGAUCCUUAUUAGACCUUAUAAUCAUGGGUGACAAUUGGAAUGCUAAUUUGUGCAGGAAAACUAUGCAGAAAAUAUUUUAAAAUAUUAAACAAAAAUUAGAUUUCUAUCUUUCAUUACUAAUUUAUUUUUGGAUUUAAAAACAGAUUAGGUGAUUUGUAAUCUAAAAUACCUAAUGUCAAAUGAUUUUUUGGUGUAAUAAAAAGAAACUGUAUAAUAAUGGAUAAUGCUUUCUUAACAAGUGGAUUAAAGUCCUUGCAAUAAUGUUAUGUUGAAAUUAAACUUCACAAAUUUUCAUUUAUAUUUCAAAA